Messenger RNA from Kluyveromyces marxianus DMKU3-1042, 3039 nucleotides. RefSeq names its product calcium/hydrogen antiporter (gene VNX1). The record is from RefSeq and is a predicted model, not a curated record. Gene Ontology annotation, molecular function: calcium:proton antiporter activity. Gene Ontology annotation, biological process: intracellular calcium ion homeostasis; calcium ion transmembrane transport. Gene Ontology annotation, cellular component: membrane; endomembrane system. The coding region runs from base 1 to 3039 and encodes 1012 amino acids. The transcript has a single exon. NCBI's taxonomy places the organism in Eukaryota, Fungi, Ascomycota, Saccharomycetes, Saccharomycetales, Saccharomycetaceae.
AUGCCUAAAAAGUCACUUAAACCACAGAAGAGUAAUUCUUCUGAAGGCACAACCCGUGUGUUUUCAGUAGACGACGAUGCAGAAGAAUUGGAGCGUGAUUAUCAUUAUUUAGAGGGAGUUAAGGAUGGGUUGAAACUAAAACGGGCUGCAGCGUCCUCGCCUCGGCGCGAGCCCACCUUGCAUCGAAUGGGGUCGAGGUUUAGCAUUAGUGAGGAAAAUGAUCGAAUUGUGGUUCACGAUGGAAGCCGGCAUCUGGUGUUGCAAGAGGAGCUGAAAAAGGAUCGUUUGGGGCCUGGCUGCUUGCUUGAGGCAGACGAAUUAGACGAAGGUAUUCCGACAAAAUCGGGUUCACCAGUGCCUGCUGGAGUUGAUGCGGAGCAUGUUCGUUUAAAUAAUGGCACCGGGAGAUUCCAGGAUGAUGACGAUGACGAAAAUCCUUUGGACACUCUUAUUGUCGAUGAAGACGAUGAGGAUGCGGACAAUGCCAAUGAAGACCCUGGUGCUAGACUCGAUCAACGUUUGAAUGAUGAUGCAGAAAGGGGAAGUAUAAGCUCUGUUGAGUCAUAUACGUUGAGAGAAAGGCAAGAUGCCAUUAAUAAGACACAUCCCUUUGGUAUCAGAAUCUGGAAACCUGCUUUGUACAAAAAAAAGAGAUCGGUACAACAAGCAGCUGACGAAGACAUUCACGAAACGAAAUUCCGGAACAUCACACUGGGAGUUCAGAUCACAAAUUUGUUAUGGUCUCUAACAGCUGGUUUGUUGUUGUUUGUACUUUUCUCAUUUGCAUCUGUAAUGGUCCUUGUCUUCGGUGGAUUCACUACGUCGGCAUUCGAUUAUUCCGUGGUCUUUUACAAAUUGGGCAGAUACCUUUUAUCACCAUUUGGGAAAAUUGUUUUCAUGAAGUCCGAUGUACAAUAUUUAGAAGAAGAUCAAGACGAGGGCAUAAGUGCACAAUUAUUUUACAAAUGGAUCACUACCUACAGCAACCGUUUGUUUUUCCAUGAAUCCCAGACAAUUAAUGACAGUAAUUCUAAUAACAACAGUAAUAACAAUAACAAUAAUAGCAAUAAUAAUGACAGCACAAAAAAUCCUGAUGAUAUUAAUAACAACAAUAACACUAGGCUUUUUAAUGCUAGCAUGACAUCGAAUGGCAAUGCUUCAAUAGAACCUGCGACAACCAAUGCUGGAAGUAGUUUGAAUCACUUUAGACAAAAUUCUUAUGGAUCCAUUCUUCAUAGAAAUAGUCCUCCAGAGAAUUCAAGCGAUGAAGAAAAUGCGCACCUGCAUAGAAGACUAUUUGGUCGUGGUGAAUGGUCAAUCGGUAGAAUUAUCUUCUACUUUAUGUUCUACACUUUCAUCCAACCAAUUGUUAUGUUACUAUCGCUUUUAGCAUGGUUGUGUGUUUUCACUAUUCCAAUGAGUAAUAUUUUAUGGAACUUAAUGUAUCAUUGUAGAAAACAUCCCCUGGCAUUAGGAAUAAUUGAUGUAAAGAGUGCAACAUCUGUUGUUGCAACUACCCCCAUCGAAGAGAUUAAGGGUCAAAACGUCUUGUUGUGUACGUUUCGUUGUGCUGGUUUGCAUUACUACAAAUUUACAGUGGAUGGUACUAAUGUAAUCGUUAUGAACUUGAUAGCAUUGGUAAUGUUUACAAUAUUCGACUUUUAUGCAAUAAAAAACUUUUGGCAUAUAGAUUCAUGGUUCACAAAUGAAUCUACCAUAUUUAUGCUCUGUUUGCUGUCAAUUAUACCUUUGGCAUUUUAUAUUGGACAGGCAGUUGCUUCUAUUUCAGCGCAAAGUUCUAUGGGGGUUGCUGCUGUCAUUAACGCAUUCUUCUCAACUAUUGUGGAGAUAUUUUUAUACUGUGUGGCUAUUCAGCAGAGGAAAGGUUUACUAGUUGAGGGUUCAUUGAUUGGUUCAAUUUUGGCAGCUGUAUUACUAUUACCCGGUAUGUCUAUGUGUGGCGGUGCUAUCAAUAGGAAGACGCAAAGGUAUAAUCCUGCAAGUGCAGGCGUUUCUUCAGCGAUGUUAAUUUUUUCAAUGAUGGUGAUGUUCAUUCCAACCGUGUUGUAUGAAAUAUAUGGUGAAUGGGAAAUGCGAUGUGACAAAUCGGGAAAUAAGUGUCAUUUUUCUCAACCACAAUUAAAAUUUGACAAGAUGUACCAAAAUGUGCUUGCUCCCAUUGCAUUGUUCUGUGCAAUUGUCCUAUUUCUUCAGUAUAUUGUAGGAAUGUGGUUCACGUUAAGAACGCAUGCUAAACUAAUUUGGGAGUUGCCAAUCACCGAAACUAAAGAAAACACUGGCAAUUCUUCGGCAAAUGCUACUGCAGCUACUACCGCUACUGCUAAUAAUACUGCAAACCUAUCCAUGAGUCAAUCCUCAUUUGGACCAAUAAAUCAAACGUCAUCAAAUAAUAACAGGGAUGCUAGUGUUCCGGCAGGCGCCAACAUUGCAGGCAAAGCUAAUGAUAAUUGCGGUCACAGUAACGGGCACGACGCUCCAAAUUGGUCAAAAUCAAAGUCAGCAUGUAUAUUAUUGGGUGCUACUUUCUUAUAUGCAGUGAUUGCAGAGAUACUAGUGGAUUGUGUUGAUCACGUUCUUGAACAAUAUCCUAUUAAUCCUAAAUUCCUCGGAUUAACUAUUUUUGCAUUGAUUCCAAACACAACUGAAUUUUUGAACGCUAUAUCCUUUGCUAUGAAUGGAAACGUUGCACUUUCAAUGGAAAUCGGUAGUGCAUAUGCUCUUCAAGUUUGUUUGUUACAGAUUCCUGCUUUGGUCAUUUUCUCCAUGCUAUACGUAUGGAAUAAAGAUUUAACUAAGAUUAACAUUAGGGAGAGCAUGUUCGCCUUGAUAUUCCCCAGAUGGGAUUUGAUUGCGUCCGUCGCUUCUGUGUUUUUAUUCACAUACUUGUACGCAGAAGGUAAAUCCAAUUAUUUCAAAGGAAGUAUACUAAUAUUACUCUACCUUGUGGUAAUGUUUGGCUUCUAUUUCCAAGGGGUUAUAGAUAAUGGUUUUUGGGACGAAAUGUUACAGAUAUUUUGA